AUGGAGGACAGUGACGAUGAAGAUAACGUCCAGGUGAUAAUCUUUGGAAAUUCAACGGAGGCCAAUUUUGACGACUUCUACAGAGAACAGGAUCCAACAAAUGAGGAACACGGCGGAGAUGGCAGGGGAGACCCCGCCGACGGUGAAUUUGCCAAGGCAGAAGCUGAAGAAGCACCACGCGACGUAGACCUCGAGACACAGGUGCAGAGAGCCACGCGAGAAAACAAAGUCUUCCUGAAGUAUGAUUACACUCGAGAGAAGCCGUGGGCUCACCACGCAGACAAAAGCAUGUGGUUUAAUUAUAAUUUCGAUGAGCACUCCUUCAAGGAAUGGGUUCAGAAACACAUUGACAAGAGGAUAGAAAAGCAACAGAACUAUCAGGUUGAAAAUGCGGACAAUAUAUUUGAGGAAAAGUUCAGAGGUGUUGUUAGGACCCCCCGAAGUUUUGAAGACAUAGAUCGCAGGGGGGGGCAGAGCGAUUAUCAAGAACAGAACUACGAUGAUGAUGUCUCGAGGCGUAACCAAAAGGGAGCAAAAAAUAACACAGCGAUGAGAGCAAGUAACUCCAGGAAGGGAGCUUUAACCAAUCACUACGUCCCACAGAGAGGAGGUAAUAACACACUGUUACAAACCCACGAGGAGAGCAGCUUCGCUUUUCAGCCUGUUAGAGAAGAAGACAAAUACAUGGAUGGACGAAGCAGGCAGAUGCCCCGUGAUAAAACAUCUAAUAGAAUGGGAGAGAUGGCUAAAAAUGGAGAGACCCAGCCGGAGGCAGAUCACUCUGGCCAGGGGGAAGACCUCACGCAGUUUCAGAAUUUAGUUAAUUUUUUUAAGCUGAACCAGGAGUUAUAG
This is a messenger RNA of Plasmodium fragile, 852 nucleotides long. RefSeq lists its product as uncharacterized. Bases 1 to 852 code for a protein of 283 amino acids. Lineage: Eukaryota; Apicomplexa; Aconoidasida; Haemosporida; Plasmodiidae. The record is from RefSeq and is a predicted model, not a curated record. The transcript has 4 exons.